Meleagris gallopavo (turkey) is the source of this 3139-nucleotide messenger RNA. RefSeq names its product lysosomal alpha-glucosidase-like. Gene Ontology annotation, biological process: carbohydrate metabolic process. The record is from RefSeq and is a predicted model, not a curated record. Lineage: Eukaryota; Metazoa; Chordata; Aves; Galliformes; Phasianidae. Gene Ontology annotation, molecular function: carbohydrate binding; alpha-1,4-glucosidase activity.
GCUGGGCAAUUGCUCGGAGUUUUACGGCGGAGCAGGCAGGGCUGCGGUGCUGGGAGCCCCGAGCCCGUGCCGCCCGCACCGCCGCCCGCAGCCACAGUAUCGAGAGGAGACACGUCCCCAGGACAAUGAGGUCGUACCAGAAGCUGAGGACGGCGGUGCCACAGCUGGUAUUGAGCCAGGAGGAGGAGGAGGAGGAGGAGAAUGCGACCACCCCGACACCUGCUGGCCGCAGCAAGCUGGCCCCAUGGUGGGUGGGCAGCGGGCUGCUGAUCACCGCCGUGCUGCUGAGCACCAUCACCGUCUGGGUGCUGCGACAAGUAUCCAGGGGCUGGCAUGGCCCUGCACCACCUUCCCAGUGCCACCUGGUCCCUGAGAGCCACCGCUAUGACUGCUACCCUGAGAGGAGCGUGGUGGUGACCCAGGAGCUGUGCGAGAGCCGGGGGUGCUGCUUCAUCGAGACCCUCCCUGGUGGGGGCAAGCAGGGGGUGCCCUGGUGCUUCUACCCACCCAACUUCCCCAGCUACGUGGUGCAGAGCCUCAACCAGACAGCGCUGGGCAUGACGGGGCUGCUGGUGCGCAGGGAGAAGGCCUAUUACCCCAAGGACAUCCAGGUGCUGAGGAUGGACGUGGAGUUCCAGACGAACACACGGCUGCGCAUCAAGAUAACCGAUGCAGCCAAGCCCCGGUAUGAGGUGCCCCUGGAAGUUCCCCGAGUGAUGAAGAGAGCAGAAAACCCCAUCUACAGCCUGGAAUUCUCCCAGGACCCCUUUGGGGUGCUGCUGCGGCGCCAAGGGACAGGGACAGUGCUGCUCAACACCACCGUGGCUCCCCUGAUCUUCGCCGAUCAGUUCCUGCAGAUCUCUACCACGCUGCCCUCCAGGUUCCUGUACGGGUUGGGGGAGCACCGCAGCACGCUGCUGCACAGCCUCGACUGGAACACCCUCACCCUCUGGGCCCGUGAUGUGGCCCCCACGGAAUCCUUCAACCUGUACGGCGCUCACCCCUUCUACCUGCUGAUGGAGGAGGGCGGCGAUGCCCACGGGGUUUUCCUCCUCAACAGCAAUGCCAUGGAGGUGGCCCUGCAGCCUGCCCCGGGCCUGACUUGGAGGACCAUUGGAGGUGUGCUGGACUUCUACAUCUUCCUGGGGCCUGACCCCAACAUGGUCAUCCAGCAGUACCAGGAGGUGAUAGGUUUCCCAGCCAUGCCGCCGCUCUGGGCGCUCGGCUUCCACCUCUGCCGCUGGGGCUACGGCUCCAGCAAUGAGACCUGGCAGACUGCAAGGGCCAUGAGGAACUUCCAGAUCCCACAGGAUGCGCAAUGGAAUGACAUUGAUUACAUGGAUGGGUACCGGGACUUCACCUUCGAUCCCCAGAGAUUUGCCUCUCUCCCCUCACUGGUGGAAGAUCUCCACAAGCACGGGCAGCGCUACGUGAUGAUCUUGGACCCUGGCAUCAGCAGCACCAGCCCACGUGGCUCCUACUGGCCUUUUGAUGAAGGCUUGAGACGGGGUUUGUUCCUAAACACCACCCAGGGGCAGCCGCUGAUUGGGCAGGUCUGGCCCGGCUACACUGCCUUCCCCGACUUCUCCAACACAGACACACACCAGUGGUGGCUGGAGAACCUGCAGCGCUUCCACACCCAUGUGCCCUUCGAUGGCCUCUGGAUCGACAUGAACGAGCCAUCCAACUUCAUGGAUGGGUCUGAAGAGGGCUGCCCGCCCGGAGAGCUCGACAGCCCCCCGUACACGCCGGCUGUGCUGGGCAAUUCCCUGUCCGCCAAGACGGUGUGUGCCUCAGCGAAGCAGAACGCCUCGGUGCACUACAACCUGCACAACCUCUACGGGCUGAAGGAAGCCGAAGCGACGGCGAGCGCCUUGAUCCAGAUCCGAGGAAAGCGUCCCUUUGUUAUCUCCCGCUCCACCUUCCCCAGCCAGGGCCGGUACUCGGGACACUGGCUGGGUGACAACCGGAGCCAAUGGAAGGACAUGUAUUACUCCAUCCCAGGGAUUCUGAGCUUCAGCCUGUUUGGGAUCCCUCUGGUGGGGGCCGACAUCUGCGGCUUCUCCGGAAGCACCUCGGAGGAGCUGUGCACCCGCUGGAUGCAGCUCGGGGCUUUCUACCCCUUCUCCCGCAACCACAACACCCAGAACGAGAAGGCCCAGGACCCCACAGCUUUCAGCCCCUCGGCGAGGACAGCCAUGAAGGACGUACUGCUCACCCGCUACUCCCUCUUGCCCUUCCUCUACACACUUUUCCACCGUGCCCACCUGCAAGGGGAAACCGUCGCCCGACCUUUGUUCUUUGAGUUCCCCUGGGAUGUGGCCACGUAUGGGUUGGACAGGCAGUUCCUGUGGGGCCAGAGCUUGCUGGUGACGCCGGUGCUGGAGCCUGGAGCAGACUCAGUGUUGGGCUAUUUCCCCCAAGGCGUGUGGUACGACUUCUACACGGGCUCCUCUGUGAACAGCAGUGGGGAGAUGUUGAAGCUGUCAGCCCCUCUGGACCACCUCAACCUCCAUCUCCGGGAGGGUUCCAUCCUGCCCACACAGAAACCCAGCACCACCAGCAACGCCACCCGAGGGAACCCGCUGCGACUCAUUGUGGCCCUGUCCCCACGUGCCACUGCCUGGGGGGACCUCUUCUGGGAUGACGGCGAGAGCCUGGACACCUUCGAGCAGGGCAACUACUCCUACCUGGUGUUCAAUGCCACAGAGAACAUCUUCACCUCCAACGUCCUCCAUGCCAGUUCAGAGGCCGCCUAUGUCACCGUUGAUGCAGUGAGCUUCUAUGGAGUGCAGGAGCCGCCCAGCAAGGUCCUCCUAGAUGGGCAGGAGAAGCCCUUCUCCUACCUGGACAACCAGGUCCUCACCGUCAGCGGCCUCGGCCUCGGGCUCAGCCAGGGCUUCUCCCUGCAGUGGCUGUGAGCUGGGGGGAGCACGGGGCUGCCCUGCCUUGCCAUGACCUCCUGUGCACCUUCCUGCUCCAGCCCUCCAGGCCAGGAUGGUAACACAGCGUCAGGGAUUGUCAUCUGUCAUCACCCGCUGCUGCAGAUGGGGGCAGGGGAUGUGGGGAUGGGGUGGGGCUCCAUGCUGUGUCGUCAGUGUGGAGUCAGGGGUGUGCGCCACGGUCCCAUCUGCAAUAA